GAAUUACAUCAUUUAAAAGACGUUUAAAGAGCUGAUUGGACAGGAGGAAUCUAGAGGGAUAGUGGCCAAAUGGCAAAAUAGGCAAAAUGGACUAGCUUGGUGGGCACCAUGAACAGUAUGAAUAAAUUGGAAUGAACAGCCUGUUUCCCAAGCUCUAUUACUCUAUGAUUCUAUUUGUCUGCUUGAUUCAAUAAAGUUCCCCAUGGCCUGAUUGAGCUUGAAAAUUCUGCCCUCCCUAAUUUAAUAAGGAUUAAAAUCAGGUUUAUUAUCAUUGACUAUGUCGUGAAAUUUGUUUGUUUUGUGGCAGCAGUACAGUGUAAUGACUAAUAACAAAAGUUUUAAAAAUUACUAUUAGCCUCACUAAGAAAUAUAAAACAUAAUUAAGUAGUGCAAAGGAGAGCAAAAUAGUGAGGCAGUGUUCAUGGCCCAUUCAGAAAUCUGAUGGUGGAUGGAAUAAGCUGUUCCUAAAACGUUGAGUGUGAUUCUUGAGGCUUCUAAUCCUCCCCUCCGAUGGUAGUAAUGAGAAAAGAGCAUGUCCAUGAUGCUGCGGGUUCUAAAUGAUGAAUCUCCCUUUCUUAAGGAACCACCCUUGGAAGAUGGGGAGCAUUGUGCCCAUGAUGGAACUGGUGGAGUCCAGAAUCUUCUUGUACCAGAUUCUGCAAGCUUCUUGCGAUCCCGUGCAUUGGAUCUUCCAUAGCAGAUGGUGGUGCAAUGUACCAGAAUGCUGCCCGCAAUACAUAUGUAAACAUUUCCCAGCGUCUUCCAUGAUAUACCAAAACUCCUCAAACUCUUAAUGAAGUAUAGCUAAUGGCAUGCCUUCUUUGUAAUGGCUUCAAGGUGUUGGACAGAACUUCAGAGAUGUUGACACCCAGGAAGCUGAAUCCACUGUCCACUUCCACUGUUGAAUCCUCAACAAAGACUAGUGUGUGUUUUCCAGUCUUCCCCUUCCUGUAGUCCAAAAUCAAUUCCUUGGUCUUACUGGCAUCAAAUGCAAGCUACUAGCAAGGCUUGGGUUUCAGGAAGUCUGGCAGCACCCAAACACUCCUUAUAGUGGGAAGUGAAGCCUACAUGGAAUGUAAGCACAAGGAUGAAACACACAAGUUAUAGAUUUAUACAGUAAGAUUCAUCCCUUUAUUCUCAUUUUUACAGGAGAAUAAGAGCUCUUACGUUGAGGUGCUGGAAGGAUACAAUUAGACAUGUGAAGCUCCCUGCUGAACUUGGUGACCCUGUGUGGUGAACUAUGUGCCUGUCUGGACGCGCCCCCUUCUGACUGCUCCUGUGGCUCCUCCCACAGGCCCCUGUAUAAAGGCGAUCGAGGUCUGAUCCUCUGCCUCAUUCUCCAGGAUGUAAUAUGAUGGUCACUCACUGCUGGUUCCUUCUUCAGUCAAUAAAAGCUGAUAUCUCGCCUUACGUCUCAGAGUGAGUUAUUGAUGGUGCAUCAAUUUUAUUGACUGUAAGUUUUAAAACAUGGAAACCGUUUUACGUCCGGAAAGGUUGGAUUUGGACCCUCAAGACCCUGAAGCAGCUCUUGCUUUUGAACACUGGCUUGCAUGCUUCCAAUCAUACUUGGCGGAGCUUCGUGCGACUGACCCUGCCAUUAUGUACAGAAUUCUCCUCUCGAGGGUCACCCCAAAAGUUUAUUCCAUUAUCCGGGACCUGCCGACCUACGAAGGGGCACUGGACGCCCUCAAAAGACAGUACCUGCGGCCGGUGAACACCGUCUAUGCAAGACAUCAUUUAGCUACACGGCGACAGCGGCCUGGAGAAUCGAGCGCCGAGUUUCUCCGAGCACUACAGACACUCGUCCGAACUUGCGACUGCAAGACGCUCACGGCAGAACAACAUGCGGAGCUGCUGGUGAGAGACGCCUUUGUGACGGGACUGAGGUCAGUGUACGUGCGCCAGCGACUGCUGGAACACUCAGACCUUACCUUACGCUCGGCGAUCGAGACGGCCAACGCUCUGGAAGCUGCGCUGCACUACGCCGACGCUGUCCAGUCGCGCAAUUCCCCGCCGGUUCCGUGGACGCCUCAGACCCCACCACCGCCGGCUCCCAUGAGCGAAAUUGCCGCUGCCAGUCGUGAUUCCACGAGCUCCCCGAACCCGACCACAGCGGCAGCCCGUCAGAAGCCUGUGCUUUGUUAUUUCUGUGGCCAUAAAAAACACUCUCAAAAACGCUGUCCAGCACGAGAAGCGACCUGCUCCAGCUGCGGAAAGCGGGGCCAUUUCACCAAGUCUAAACUACGAGCGGAGUGCAGCGCUGCGGGUGAAACAUGGGGGCCGCCAUCUUGCAUGCCCGGAUGUGGGCGGCCAUCUUUGUCGCCGUCAGCAUGCCCCGCCCCCAACCCUCCGAUGCUUACCGGGUACCCCGGAUGAGGGCGGCCAUCUUUGUCGACGUCAGCAUGCCCCGCCCCCGACCCUCCGAUGCUUACCGGGUACCCCGACGGCGAUUCAACUCUGGCCACUGUAACCCUCGACCAAAGGGCCCCACACCCGCUUGCAAGGUCCAUGAUGGACAUCCGGGUGGAGGGGCACAGGACUAGAUGCCUGUUUGACACGGGCAGCACUAAGAGUUUCAUUCGCAACAUGGCCAGUAAGUCAGAAGAUCCAUUUGGUUUCUGGGUCACAGUCCACAGACAUCCGGGGGGGUUGUGUAGCGACAUUGGUGGUGCAAGGCACAGAGUAUCGGAACUUUGCGCUACUGGUCAUGCCUAAUCUGUGAGCGCCUGUGCUAUUGGGGCUGGACUUCCAGAGCCAUCUCGAAAGUGUGACUAUGGUAUAUGACGGGCCCCUCCCACCACUCACUGUCAGGAAUCCUCAGUUUUGUGGGACUUCAUCACCACUGACCACACACACACAGCGACACACACAUCCCAUCCAACACGACAGCUGCGCUACCGACACCACUUGCAGUCUCUCCACUAUCGAGGUCCCUCCCCCGCCGCUGUUCGCCAACCUGACCACGACUGUAAACCGGUGCAGUGGUUGCUCAGGGAGGGGAUCAUUGAGCCA
Molecule: messenger RNA, 3012 nt
Organism: Hypanus sabinus (Atlantic stingray)
Lineage: Eukaryota; Metazoa; Chordata; Chondrichthyes; Myliobatiformes; Dasyatidae
Exons: 2
Coding region: 1468-2376 (302 amino acids)
Molecular function (GO): zinc ion binding; nucleic acid binding
Source: RefSeq, a predicted model, not a curated record